AUGCUGGGAAAAUUGGCGGAAAAAUUAAUUUCAAAGGUACCUGACAUAGUUAAUAUUAUGCUGGGAGAAUUGGUGGAAAAAUUAAUUUUAAAGGUACCUUUGUCAAACAACACUAUUAGUCGAAGAAUCCAUCAUAUAGCUCUAGAUCUCAAUGACCAAUUAAUAGAGAAAAUGAAAGGCAUGGAAUUUGGUCUGCAACUUGAUGAGGCUAUUGACAGUAACAAAGAUGCACAUCUUAUUUGUUAUGUACACUUCCUGGAUGAUGAUAAUAUCAUUGAAGACCUCCUGUUCUGCAAAAGCGUCAUUGGAAGAGCAAAGGCUCAAGACUUAUUUGAGAUGCUUGACAAGUUUAUAACUGAAAAUGAUUUGAAUUGGGAAAAGUGCAUCAGUAUAUGUACUGAUGGAGCUCGAUCUAUGUCUGGUUGCUAUGGAGGAUUGUAG
Molecule: messenger RNA, 441 nt
Organism: Centruroides sculpturatus (bark scorpion)
Lineage: Eukaryota; Metazoa; Arthropoda; Arachnida; Scorpiones; Buthidae
Product: zinc finger BED domain-containing protein 5-like
Exons: 1
Coding region: 1-441 (146 amino acids)
Source: RefSeq, a predicted model, not a curated record